Meloidogyne enterolobii is the source of this 396-nucleotide messenger RNA. NCBI's taxonomy places the organism in Eukaryota, Metazoa, Nematoda, Chromadorea, Rhabditida, Meloidogynidae. The record is from the annotation of a GenBank genome assembly.
UGCAUGAUCGAGCCAAACAUUCCAGUUUAUUUAAUUAUUUCUGGCAUUUUAUUAAUUGCUAGUGGUGUUGCGAGAAUAUUCUUUUGGUUAAGCUCAGAUUCUUUAACGACUGGAAGAAGAAGGGGAAACAAUUCUGGAGAUGGUAGUCAUGUUUGUGAAUAUUUAAUUGAAGGCUCUAUAUUAUUUUGUAUUGUUGUUAUCGUCAUUUUAGGCUGUUUUUGGGUAUAUGGAGCAUCUCGAUAUAUGCAAAACCAGCGCUAUAUGUUUGAAUGGCAUUAUUGUAACCCAACAGUUUAUUGGACAGCUUGGUGGAGUGUCACCCUUCAUUUGGCAUUUUUUGCUCUUCUUUUUUUGGCAGUGGUUAUUCUACUUGUGUAUGGGGCCCUUCUUGGAUAA